This is a messenger RNA of Fulmarus glacialis (Northern fulmar), 1194 nucleotides long. It is a transcript of the gene NANS, whose product is annotated as N-acetylneuraminic acid synthase. The record is from RefSeq and is a predicted model, not a curated record. The transcript has 5 exons. Gene Ontology annotation, biological process: carbohydrate biosynthetic process. NCBI's taxonomy places the organism in Eukaryota, Metazoa, Chordata, Aves, Procellariiformes, Procellariidae. Bases 1 to 1002 code for a protein of 333 amino acids. Gene Ontology annotation, molecular function: N-acylneuraminate-9-phosphate synthase activity.
AUGAGUGCAGUUUCACUUGCACUUCUACUCAGCGUUCACCAGCUUGUUUUGCAGGACUGCGGAGCAGACUGUGCUAAGUUCCAGAAGAGCGAACUGGAGUACAAGUUCAACAAGAAAGCCUUAGAAAGGCCCUAUACCUCUAAGCACUCUUGGGGAAAGACCUAUGGGGACCACAAGCGCCACUUGGAGUUUAGUCAUGACCAAUAUAGAGAGCUCAAGAAAUAUGCAGAAGAGAUUGGCAUUUUCUUCACAGCUUCUGGUAUGGAUGAGAUGGCUGUGGAAUUUCUACAUGAACUGGAUGUUCCAUUUUUCAAAGUAGGAUCAGGAGAUACAAACAAUUUCCCAUAUUUGGAAAAGACUGCAAAGAAAGGUCGCCCAAUGGUUAUUUCCAGCGGAAUGCAGUCAAUGAACACAAUGCAUAAGGUUUAUCAGAUUGUGAAGCCCAUCAAUCCAAACUUCUGCUUCCUGCAAUGCACCAGUGCAUACCCACUUCAGCCAGAGGAUGUCAAUCUCCGUGUUAUAUCGGCGUAUCAGUCAGCUUUUCCUGAUAUUCCCAUUGGCUAUUCGGGGCAUGAAACUGGCAUAGCCAUUUCAGUGGCAGCUGUUGCUAUGGGUGCUAAAGUAGUGGAACGCCAUGUGACUCUCGACAAAACAUGGAAAGGAAGUGACCACCAAGCAUCCCUGGAGCCAAAUGAACUGGCAGAGUUAGUGAAAGCCAUCCGUACUGUGGAAAAGGCAAUGGGUUCUCCAGUCAAACAACUCUUGCCCUGUGAAAUGGCUUGCAAUGAAAAGCUGGGAAAGUCUGUUGUGGCAAAAGUGACAAUUCCUGAAGGUACAGUACUGACACUUGACAUGCUGACAGUGAAGGUAGGAGAGCCUAAGGGCUUUCCCCCAGAAGCCAUCUUCGAUCUGGUGGGCCAGAAGGUUAAAAAAAAUAUCGAAGAAGAUGAAACCAUCACUGAGCAAGCAGUGGAAAAUCAUGUCAAAAAAGUGAAGUGCUAAACCAAAGCACUCCAUUCCACAUUUCAUGAUGUAGUACUGUACUACUGCACAACAUAUUUAAGUAUAGCAGCAUGGUAGAUUAGAAGAAGGGGAUGUAAUUAUGAGGAUCCAAGCAGGUGAGAAUUUUCAGGUUCUCAUUAGUAGAAAAUUUCUGCAGCAACUGGGUAUAAAUUAUGAAGAGCAAUUUUAUUA